Messenger RNA from Heterobasidion irregulare TC 32-1, 1068 nucleotides. RefSeq lists its product as uncharacterized. The transcript has 11 exons. Gene Ontology annotation, molecular function: ATP binding; MAP kinase activity. The record is from RefSeq and is a predicted model, not a curated record. The annotation marks the transcript as partial. Gene Ontology annotation, biological process: intracellular signal transduction; protein phosphorylation. Gene Ontology annotation, cellular component: nucleus; cytoplasm. NCBI's taxonomy places the organism in Eukaryota, Fungi, Basidiomycota, Agaricomycetes, Russulales, Bondarzewiaceae.
AUGACGUGGAUAAGGGGAUAUCAUAGCUUUCGCUCAUUUGACAAAAUCUUUCAUGUUGAGAAGAGGUGGAAAUUGGUUCGAGAGAUGGGUUCCGGCGCGUAUGGUGUAGUCAUCUCAGCAGCAGACGAUAUCUCUGGGGAGACCAUCGCCAUCAAGCUGGUAUCCCGAAUAUUUGAGAAGACGUCGCUCGCAAAGCGUGCACUUCGCGAGAUUGCACUUCUCCGACACUUUAACAACCACGAAAAUAUUACUGGCCUAAUCGAUGUAGAUGCGAUAGCACCUAAUUUUAAUGAGAUCUCACCUCUCCAAGCUGAUUUACACCAGAUCAUCAGGUCUGGACAAUCGCUCACUAACGAGCACGUACAAUAUUUCACAUAUCAAAUACUGCGAGGCAUGAAGUAUGUGCACUCUGCGUCCGUAGUGCACCGGGACCUCAAGCCCGGGAAUUUACUGGUCAACUCCGACUGUGAACUCAAGAUUUGUGAUUUCGGUCUGAGCAGGGGAUUCGAAUCCGGACCAGACGAACUUGCGACAAAAAUGACGGAAUAUGUCGCAACCAGGUGGUAUCGGGCGCCAGAGAUCAUGCUGGCUUUCAAACGUUAUAAUACCGCAAUCGACGUCUGGUCAAUAGGAUGCAUCCUGGCAGAAUUGCUCCUCGGAAAGCCAAUAUUCAAGGGCAAAGAUUAUGUCGACCAGCUCAAUAAGAUUCUCGAUGUCCUUGGUACGCCGACUGAGAGUGUGAUCACUCAAAUUGGGAGUGAAAGGGCCCGGGCAUACGUCCGAUCUCUGCCUAUCAGAAAAAGAAUUCCGUUUGGCAAAUUUAUCCCGUUGGCUGACCCUCAAGCACUUGACCUUUUGGAAAAAAUGUUGUGCUUCGACCCUGAAUCGCGAAUAACAGUUGGACAAGCCCUUGAACACCCUUGGCUUGCGGGUUAUCACGAUGUCGAUGACGAGCCCCUCUGCCCGACACCUUUUGAUCGAUGGCGAGAGAUCGAAGCAUUAGAGACCAUCGAGCAGUUCAGAGAGACUUUGUGGAAGGAGAUCGAGGAGUACAGAAAGGAGGUCAGG